CGAUUGCCGGGCGCCAGUUGCCUGGUUACAUAACGGUUCCGCGGCUUACUCUCGCGAGGUUUCCACCGCUCCCCCACCCCCCUCGCUCCACGUCAGAGGGAACCGGGCGGAGCGGCCAACAUGGCGGAGCGCAGGCGACACAAGAAGCGGAUCCAGGAAGUUGGUGAGCCGUCUAAAGAAGAGAAGGCUGUUGCCAAGUAUCUUCGAUUCAACUGUCCAACAAAGUCCACCAAUAUGAUGGGUCACCGAGUUGAUUAUUUUAUUGCUUCAAAAGCAGUGGAUUGCCUUUUGGAUUCAAAGUGGGCAAGGGCCAAGAAAGGAGAGGAAGCUUUAUUUACUACAAGGGAGUCUGUCGUUGACUACUGCAACAGGCUUUUAAAGAAGCAGUUUUUUCACCGGGCCCUUAAAGUCAUGAAAAUGAAGUAUGAUAAAGAUAUAAAAAAAGAAAAAGAAAAAGGAAAAGCUGAAAGUGGAAAAGAAGAAGACAAAAAGAGCAAGAAAGAAAAUCUAAAGGAAGAAAAAACAAAAAAAGAAAAAGAAAAAAAAAAAGAUGGUGAAAAGGAAGAAUCCAAAAAGGAGGAAACCCCAGGAACUCCCAAAAAGAAGGAAACUAAGAAAAAGUUCAAGCUUGAGCCACAUGAUGAUCAAAUUUUUCUGGAUGGAAAUGAGGUAUUUGUGUGGAUCUAUGACCCAGUUCACUUUAAAACAUUUGUCAUGGGAUUAAUUCUUGUGAUCGCAGUGAUAGCAGCCACGCUCUUCCCUCUAUGGCCAGCAGAAAUGCGAGUAGGUGUUUAUUACCUCAGUGUUGGUGCAGGCUGUUUUGUUGCCAGCAUUCUUCUCCUUGCCGUUGCUCGUUGCAUUCUCUUUCUCAUCAUUUGGCUCAUAACUGGAGGAAGGCACCACUUUUGGUUCUUGCCAAAUCUGACUGCUGACGUAGGCUUCAUUGACUCCUUCAGACCUCUGUACACACAUGAAUAUAAAGGACCAAAAGCAGACUUAAAGAAAGAUGAGAAAUCUGAAAACAAAAAGCAGCAGAAGUCCGACAGUGAGGAGAAGUCAGACAGUGAGAAAAAGGAAGAUGAGGAGGGAAAAGUGGGACCAGGAAAUCAUGGAACAGAGGGCUCAGGUGGAGAACGGCAUUCCGACACAGACAGUGACAGGCGGGAAGAGGACCGGUCCCAACACAGUAGUGGAAAUGGGAAUGAUUUUGAAAUGAUCACAAAAGAGGAACUGGAACAGCAAACAGAUGGGGAUUGUGAAGAAGAGGAGGAAGAAGACAAUGAUGAAGAAACAACUAAAUCUUCACAAGAAAAAUCAUAAUCUGACUAAUUUGGGGACUAAAUAAGUGUAAGAGGUUGGAUUUUCUAUGUUGGCCGACCAUGAUAAUGUUCACAUGACAUUUGUAGCAUUCUUUAAAUCCUUUUGCUGAAGUGUAUUUGGCAUCCAAGCAGUUAUAUUCAGUCCUUCAUUUCAUAGAAUACUAUUGGUACAGUCAAAAGCCAUUGAUAAGUUUUAUCUGUUUGAUAAUGAUUCAGUAAGUAGGUCUCAUUUGUUUUGAUAGUUGUGUGGCUUUUUACUGUUAGACUAAUAAAAAAAAACUAAAAGGGAUUAGGAAAGAAACACCAACAUUUCAGAUUAUGCAUAGUUAUGUAGCCAUUUCAGUUUCUUUAAAAUGAAAGGCUUAAACUCAUGUUCUUGAUAGUUUUUUGUUGAUUAUAAAAUUAUACCAGGAAAUCUCUAAGAUUCUGAGUUAGCAGGUUCAAAAGCAUUUUGUGGAAACAAGCCAACUAAUAAUCAGCAACACGUUUAGUUUAGCUACAAAUUCUCCAUUUCCAGCUUAGGAAAUCCAAACUGGUGUGUACAUCUGAUUCAGAGAAAGACUGUCAUCUCCAGCAGAGAAGGUGAACUGCAUUGGUUGGAAGGUGAUGGCUCCUCCUCCUUCCAAUUACCUUGUCGUAAAGUAAAAUGUAUUCUGUAUAUAAUUUACAAAUAAACAUUUUAUUUUAAUUGUUACUUAUUUAGACAUUUUCUCAACACUUAAAUUUGUAAAAUUAAGACCAUGUAAGGGUGUGUUUUUAGAGAAAUGGAAGUGUCAGUAACCCACAGACCAUCUUGUGAUCUUUCUACAGCAGCUUCAGUUUUGUGCCAACAUUCCAUGUAUUUGAAUGAGUCAAAACAGUCCUUAUUAAAUAAGAGCAGAUUUAAACUA
Molecule: messenger RNA, 2209 nt
Organism: Manis pentadactyla (Chinese pangolin)
Lineage: Eukaryota; Metazoa; Chordata; Mammalia; Pholidota; Manidae
Gene: SEC62
Product: SEC62 homolog, preprotein translocation factor
Exons: 8
Coding region: 121-1320 (399 amino acids)
Biological process (GO): post-translational protein targeting to membrane, translocation
Cellular component (GO): endoplasmic reticulum; endoplasmic reticulum membrane
Source: RefSeq, a predicted model, not a curated record